GGAGACGCGGUGAAUGAUACAUGACAGUUACCAUGUCUAGUGAAGGCGAUUCUGCUAAAAGUGUAAUAUCUGAGUCCAUUGAAAAAAGUGGGACAGAUCACAACACGGAUUCAUCCCAAGAUUCCCAGGAUGUGAAGGAUACCCUUGCCUCCAAAGCUCCUGAUGCUCCUUCAGAAAACAACACGGAUAAGCAAAACGAUGAUGUAAAACCAAAAGAGGAGUCCAAAACGGAAAAUGACACCUCUGAAAAGGCGCCGGUAGCUGCCGAAAAAUCAGUUACUGACAAAAAUGAGAGUUCUGAAGAUGCUGAAAGUGAGGAGGAGGUCAAAGACAAAGAGGAAAAAACCCCUAAAGAUAAAGAAAAGGAGAAGAAAGAAGAGGAGAAAGGCAAAAAAGAUAAAGAGAAGAAGUUGAAGGAGAAGGAGGAAGAAAAGAGUGAGGAUAACAGUGAGAAAGAGGAUGAGGAUGAUGAGGAUGAAGUAGAGGAAAAUGAAGGAAAGGAUAAUGCAAAAGAGACUAAUAAUAAAGAAGUACCCCUGUUGGAUCAACCUUUAGAGAAAUCCGGCAAGAGAGAACGCAAAACCAUUCAGCGCUUCAAUGAAGAAUUUGCAUCUGAACCAAAAGAAGGGGCCAAAUUAGAGAUUACAGAAGGAGCAGGGACUGCUCUUGGGGAAAUACCACGCAUAGAAGCCUCCAUUGUACGCUUCAAGACUGAUGACCUGAAAUCUCUACAUAAACUUCUGUUCAAGAUGCCAGGAAAAAAUAACAUCAUCAAGAAAAACAUAAGAAAAUUCAAUGGUUUUGAUUUCAAGAAGGAUACUGAAGAGUAUGAGAAAAAGUUGGCUUAUGCUCUUAAGUUUGAGAGCAAACAGUUGAAGAGCAUGUGUGAGAUGCUGGAUUUGGUCAAAACUGGCUCUAAAGAUGAAAUAGCUCAAAGAGUGGUGGAUUUCCUGCUGGAACCCAAAGAUUCUGGAAAACCAGUUGAUGGUGGAAGACCAAAGAGAAGUGCUGCUGUAAAAGCAAAUAAUAGAGGAUAUUCUUCACAUGAUGAUUAUUCUAGUGAUGAAAAGCAGGCGUCUAGGGCUCGGCGAGAUAAAGGCAAGCGGACCAACUUGAAGGACGACAGCUCCAGCGACGAGGAGUUCAAACCCAACCGAUCGGACAGCGAGGAGAAGCCGCGCAACAAGCGCAAACGCCGAUCGGCGAAGAAGAAGUCGUCGGACGAGGAGGAGGAGGAGGACGAGCCGAGCGAGGCGAGCAUCGUCGCUUCCUCGGACGAGUCUGACGACGAGCCGAGAUCGAAGCGCAGAAGAAGCACCCCCGCCAAGGCGACGAACAACAAGUCGAAAGCCAAGGGGGCGGUGGCCACCCCGGGAAGGAGGGGCAGGCCUGCGGCGGCGGCGACGACUCCCGCUAAGAAAAAGACGCCGGCGCGCGGCCGACGCGCCAAGAAGCAGGAGUCGUCCGAAGAAGAGGAGGAGGAGGAGAGCGACCGCAAGGAGGAGGAGGGAGAGGGUAGUUCGUCUGAGGACGAGCCUCUGAGCAAGAAGGCCAAGAGCAGUCAGCCGCCCACGGAUGAUGAGAUCAAGACUUUCAUAAAAAGCAUAUUGGAAGGUGCAAAUCUGGAGGAAAUCACAAUGAAGAAUGUAUGCCAACGAGUCUAUGACCAUUAUCCAGAAUUUGAUCUCACCCAGAAGAAAGAUUUUAUCAAAAGUACUGUGAAGUCUGUAAGUAUCAAGCUUAUGAAAUGAAAUCUGGAUGGAUACUUCAAGUUUUUUUUUUCUUGAUGAUUUUUCUUUGUAUUGUUCUAAUCUGAGGCAGGAAUUGUUGACGUGACGUGGUUUGAAUUGUGUCUUUUUUUUUUCAGCUGAUAUCAACGUGAACUAAUUAUGAAUACUGUAGUUUGUAAGAGAACUUAUUAGAACAAGAGUUUUUGGGAAAAGUGUUCCAGUACAAAAUUCAUAUGGUUUAAUUUCCCCGUUUUGUAUCUAAGCAUUUUAACAUUUAACUCGUUGUAAAAACUUAAAUACCUAUUUAUAAAUAAAAAGUAUAGACUUUGUAGCAAUUUUUGACUUGAAUUUUCCCGGUUUUGGUUUGAAGAAUUCUUAAAAUCUAGCACUUUAUCAUUAACUUCGCUCUACUGGGUGAGUCUUUGGUUCUGUUUUUUAUGAUACAUGUAAAAUAUAUGUGUGUGUGUAUAUUGUGUUAGAUUUUGAAGAUUUAUAUAUUAUAGUUUUAAGAGAAUUUCGGAGGCAUAUAAUUUUUUUGUACAUUUUAUAGUCUAUUUCGAAAACAAAGUUGAAUAAUAUAUCUAUUUUCCUAUGUCAGUACUUCAUCCAAAAUUGGAAAUUAUGUUUUUGAUGUUCUGUUUUCUGAGUUGAUAAAAAUCACGUUUAUUCACGUUCUACAAGCUUUAUGCUCAUCAGAUUGUCUAUGCUGCUGUAGAUUUAGAUUGUAAUAAUUUAAAUUGUAUUAGUUUCAAAAUACAAUUUUUAUUAUC
Phaedon cochleariae (mustard beetle) is the source of this 2500-nucleotide messenger RNA. NCBI's taxonomy places the organism in Eukaryota, Metazoa, Arthropoda, Insecta, Coleoptera, Chrysomelidae. The record is from the annotation of a GenBank genome assembly.